This is a messenger RNA of Ectocarpus siliculosus, 1158 nucleotides long. Lineage: Eukaryota; Phaeophyceae; Ectocarpales; Ectocarpaceae. The record is from the annotation of a GenBank genome assembly.
CUGGCGAUGCUGUUCGUGCCCUACAUCGUGGAGGAAUUCGGGCCCGGCAUGCAGUUCCAAGUUUCCGGCCUCAUGGCCCUGGUGUGGCUGACAACGUGGUGGAGGGUGGGGUCUGAUCAGCCGCCGGAAAGCGGCGGCGGCGGCAGCAGCAGCAGCGGGUCGCACUCACCGGCCCGGGUCGAGGAAGGGAGCAUGGAGGCGGUGCCGCCGUUUAACAAGAAGGAGGACCCGAUGCCGCUCCUGCACUCCCACGGCAGCCACAGCAGUAGCAGCGGUGCCAUCGGCGGUGCGGGGGGGGGGGGAGGCAGAGAUUCCAAACACGGGAGGAGCUGCGGCAAGGGGGACGGCGGCACGGGCGUUCCGUGGGGGAUCUUGAUCCGGAGCUCGGCGGUGUGGGCCAUCGUGACGAACAACUUCGCCUUUCACUACGCCACGUACGUCCUGAUGAACUGGCUGCCCACCUAUUUUCAGGACCACAUCGGCGUGGGGCUGUCGGAUAUGAGCAAUUGGUACACGGUGAUGCCGUACGUGAUGAUGUUCCUAGCGUCGAACGCAGGGGGGUCCUUGGGCGCGUGGGCGCACGUCUCCCUCGGCAGGUCCAUCGUAUUCUCCCGCAAGUUCGUCAAUACCCUGGGCUUUUCCCUGGCCCCCCUGUCGCUCCUGCUCAUGCCUCGGGCGACCCACUGGAGGGAUGGUGUCUUGUACACCACCAUGGCAUUGUCGGCGCUUGGUUUGUCACGCGGGGGUUGGGCUGUCAAUCACAUGGACAUCGCACCGCGACAUGCCGGGGUCGUGAUGGCAAUCGCGAACGGUGCCGGCACCCUAGCCGGGGUCGUGGGGGUGUCGUGGACGGGGAAAAUUUUGGAGGCGAUGGGUGGGCCAACGGAAGCCGUGGCCUGGACGGUCGCUCUGGGGGUCGUCGCGUUUAUUUGCGUGAGCGCGCUCGUGACGUUUCUGUUCCUGGCGCGAGGAAACACGUUAUUCCAUUGAUUGAUGAUGUCUGGGUGGGCUACCAAGGGAUGGGAUGAUGGCAUAUCAUGUCCCACGCCGUUGGUUGGCUUCCGAAGCCGCGUAUUCUCGAAGUAUUUUGUACGUGUUGUAUAAUUUUUGGUGUGAUGAUUUCAUGUCUGCCCCAGGGUGCCAUUCGGCAACCCUGCU